This is a messenger RNA of Bursaphelenchus xylophilus (pine wood nematode), 1326 nucleotides long. Lineage: Eukaryota; Metazoa; Nematoda; Chromadorea; Rhabditida; Aphelenchoididae. The record is from the annotation of a GenBank genome assembly.
AUGCAAACAAAACUCUUGUUGAUAGUCAACAUUGUACUCGCCAGUGCAGCUCUUUUUGAUCCUGAAGAAGAGCUUGAUUCGGUAGGAAAUAAUAAUCAUCGAAGAUUGGUUUUUUCAGGUCGGGCUGAUAGAAUAUUUUGGAUAUCCAGCUGAAACUCAUGUCGCCGAGACCGAAGAUGGCUUUCUUCUGGACGUCCAUCGUAUUCCAUAUGGAAAAAACGACAGUAGCGCUGCAGAUCGACCGGUCGUAAUCUUUCAGCAUGGAUUUGGAGUUGCUAGUGACAGCUGGCUUGUCAAUCUUCCCAACGAAAGUGCUCCAUUUGUCUUUGCUGAUGCUGGUUUUGAUGUUUGGAUAGGGAAUUCUCGAGGAAACAAAUAUACAAACCAUAAGGAAUACACCAGAGCGAAUCCGGGUUUCUGGAAGUUUACGUAGGUGUUCAAUUGGCAUUUAGAGCAAAAUGAUGACAUUAAACAUAAAAAAAUGUUUUUAGCUAUGACCAAAUGGCCCAAUACGACCUUCCAGCACUCUUCGACCUCGUCGAAAACGUUACCGGCCAAUCCUCUGUCUACUAUGUUGGCCACAGUCAGGGUUGUUUCAUGAUGUUCGCCCGCCUCUCUUUUGAUCCCACGUUUCAUCAGCGAGUCAAAAAGUUCUUCGCUUUAGGGCCUGGGCCACAAAUGAAGCAUGUUGGUGGCCCCUUCAAGGUUCUUUGUUCCACUGACGCAGUUCCCGUACUCCACGAGGUCUGGAACGCGGCUGCUUACACCGAAAUGGGACUGGGACUGACUGAUCCAAGAAUCAUUGGCUUCUUGACUGACGCCACUUGCAGACUGCAGCUGGAAAAAGAGUAUUGCCAGACUGUGGAGUAUGUCAUCGUCGGCGAAAGUACAACCGAGAAUGUGACGAGAAUUCCGGUCUAUUUUAAGCACUUUCCGGCUGGCACUUCAACUGCGGCUUUGCAACAUCUUUGCCAAACUUCUAACUUUGGAGGCUUCAAUUACUAUCAGUACCCAACCUCUGAGGAAAAUCUUGAAGCCUACGGACAGGUAACCAAACCAUGACUGUACGAAUCUCAUUUUUAGCUGACCCCGCCAGCCUAUGAUGUGUCAAAGAUCAAUGCUCCAAUUUAUCUCUACUCUUCCCCAGCUGAUAUUGUCACCACCACUAUUGACCUGGACGAAUUUCUGCUUCCCCGCAUUAACAAGUCCGUUGUAAUUCAAGACAACAGAAUCACCGGAUUCAGCCACAUGGACUUCCAAUGGAGCUUGAAUGCCACUGAUUUGGUCUACAAGCCAAUCAUCAAGACUAUUCUGGAAGAUUUUUAA